AAGUCAUUCCCCUUCACAUUACAAAACACCCAUUUCUCUCUUUCCCCCUCUCUCUCUCUCAGAGCAAUGGCCGCUGCUGCGACAGCAACAAGAACCAGCUUCCGAAGAAGAACCCAAGCCCUCAAUCCUCUCUCCCUCCGUCCAUCGACCCAAGAAGAAAUCUCAGUGGACAACAUCUACUGCGAGGAGUGCGGGUCGGGCGAUGUUCCCGACGAGCUUCUCCUCUGCGACAAAUGCGACCGUGGCUUCCAUCUCUUCUGCCUCCGUCCCAUCCUCGCCUGCGUGCCCAUUGGCCCUUGGUUCUGCCCUUCAUGCUCCAACCACAAGAAGCUCAAACAAUUUCCACUAAUUCAAACCAAAAUAAUAGAUUUCUUUCGGAUUCAAAGGUCGCCUGACUUUCCCUUGAAACCUUGUCGAGAUUGUCGGAAGAGGCGAAAGGGAGGCUUGUCAGUUUCAAAGAGGAGGAGGCGACUGUUGGCAUUCAAACCGUGUGAGGAUCCGGAGAGUCGAUUGAAACAGAUGGCUUCUCUGGCGACAGCACUGACUGCGACGGGGACGGAGUUCAACAAUGAGCUUACAUACAUGCCUGGCAUGGCUCCAAGGUCUGCAAACCAGGCAUUUCUCGAGCGAGAGGGAAUGCAGGUUUUGUCCAGAGAAGACACAGAAACCUUAAACCUCUGCAAGAAUAUGAUGGAAAUGGGUGAAUGGCCUCCCCUUUUGGUUGUUUUUGAUUCACUUGAAGGGUUUACAGUACAGGCAGAUAGGUUCAUAAAGGAUUUGACAAUAAUUACGGAAUACACUGGUGAUGUUGAUUACUUGAAGAAUCGUGAACAAGACGAUGGAGAUAGCAUGAUGACCCUGAUUUCAGCGAAGCAUCCUUCGGAAAGCCUGGUUAUCUGUCCUGAUAAGCGCGGCAACAUUGCCCGUUUCAUCAGUGGCAUCAACAAUCACACUGCGGUUGGGAAGAAGAAACAGAAUUUGAAAUGUGUGAGAUUUAACAUAGGCGGCGAGAGCCGGGUACUACUCAUUGCAAUCCGAGAUAUAUCAAAGGGGGAGAGAUUGUAUUAUGAUUACAAUGGAUAUGAACAAGAAUAUCCAACACAACAUUUUGUUUGACUAUGAUCACCACAAAUCCCAAUCCAAAGCCAUGUAACAUGUUCGAAUUUUUGUUAAGAUGGAUUCAUGUAUUUUUCUUGAGGAAAAGAAAAUUCAUAUGAAUUGUUCCA
Molecule: messenger RNA, 1226 nt
Organism: Magnolia sinica
Lineage: Eukaryota; Viridiplantae; Streptophyta; Magnoliopsida; Magnoliales; Magnoliaceae
Product: histone-lysine N-methyltransferase ATXR6
Exons: 6
Coding region: 67-1116 (349 amino acids)
Molecular function (GO): protein binding
Source: RefSeq, a predicted model, not a curated record